AGCCUCUUACUACCAGAUGAAGCACAAACCAGCAUGUCUGACAACUGUCUGGGACCAAACCCUGAACACAAGCUUAUGCUCUAAGGUGCGGGGGUGUAUGCUGUUGUAAAGGCACCUGGAGGACUCUGGAGCAAUGCCACCACCUUCGGACAUUGUGAAAGUAGCUGUUGAGUGGCCAGGUGCCAAUGCCCAGCUGCUGGAAAUAGAUCAGAAAAGGCCUCUUGCAUCCAUCAUCAAGGAGGUCUGUGAUGGGUGGUCGUUGCCAAACCCUGAAUACUACACCUUGCGGUAUGCUGAUGGUCCUCAGCUGUACAUCACAGAGCAGACUCGCUGUGACAUCAAGAAUGGAACUAUCCUACAGCUGGCAGUCUCCCCGUCUAGGGCAGCUCGCCAGCUGAUGGAGAGGAUCCAGUCGCACAGUAUGGAAGCCCGACUGGAUGCCAUGAAGGAACUGGCUAAACUUUCAGCAGAUGUGACCUUUGCCACGGAGUUCAUCAACAUGGAAGGGAUUACAGUGCUGACACGGCUUGUGGAGAGCGGGACCAAGCUUCUGUCCCAUUACAGUGAGAUGUUGGCUUUCACCCUGACUGCCUUCUUGGAGCUCAUGGACCAUGGUAUUGUCUCUUGGGACAUGGUCUCAAUAACCUUCAUCAAACAGAUUGCAGGGUAUGUGAGUCAGCCUAUGGUAGAUGUCUCCAUCCUACAACGAUCCCUAGCCAUUCUAGAAAGCAUGGUGCUAAACAGUCAGACUCUGUAUCAGAAGAUAGCAGAAGAGAUCACCGUGGGGCAGCUCAUUUCUCAUCUGCAAGUCUCAAACCAAGAGAUUCAGACAUAUGCCAUUGCACUGAUCAAUGCCCUCUUCCUGAAGGCACCAGAGGACAAGAGACAGGACAAGCUGCUUAACCCACUAGACCUGCCCAUCACUGAAAUGGCUAACGCAUUUGCCCAGAAGCACCUGAGGUCUAUCAUCCUGAAUCAUGUGAUCAGAGGAAACCGCCCAAUUAAAACAGAAAUGGCACAUCAGCUGUACGUGCUACAGGUCCUGACCUUUAAUCUCCUGGAAGAGAGAAUGAUGACCAAAAUGGAUCCCAAUGAUCAGGCACAGAGAGACAUCAUAUUUGAGUUGAGAAGAAUUGCAUUUGAUGCGGAGUCUGACAGCAACACCGUCCCCGGCAGUGGAACAGAAAAACGCAAAGCCAUGUACACCAAGGACUACAAGAUGCUGGGAUUCACUAAUCACAUCAAUCCAGCCAUGGAUUUUACUCAGACUCCUCCAGGGAUGCUGGCAUUGGACAACAUGCUUUACUUGGCCAAAUUUCAUCAGGACACCUAUAUCAGGAUUGUUCUGGAGAACAGCAGUCGAGAAGAUAAGCAUGAGUGUCCCUUUGGGCGCAGUGCAAUUGAGCUUACUAGGAUGCUUUGUGAGAUCCUGCAAGUUGGGGAACUCCCCAAUGAAGGCCGGAAUGACUAUCACCCCAUGUUUUUCACCCAUGACCGUGCAUUUGAGGAGCUAUUUGCCAUCUGCAUCCAGCUGUUGAACAAGACUUGGAAAGAAAUGAGGGCGACAGCAGAAGACUUUAAUAAGGUUAUGCAGGUUGUGAGGGAACAGAUCACACGGGCUCUCCCCUCUAAACCAAACUCCUUGGACCAGUUCAAGAGCAAACUGCGCAGCCUGAGCUAUUCUGAGAUUCUGCGACUACGCCAAUCUGAGAGAAUGAGCCAAGAUGACUUUCAGUCACCACCUAUUGUGGAGCUGAGAGAGAAAAUCCAACCAGAGAUCUUGGAGCUGAUAAAGCAACAGCGCCUGAACAGGCUUUGUGAGGGAAGUAGCUUUCGAAAAAUUGGAAAUCGCAGAAGACAAGAAAGAUUUUGGUAUUGUCGCCUGGCUCUGAAUCACAAGGUGCUACACUAUGGAGAUCUGGAAGAUAAUGCCCAGGGGGAAGUGACCUUUGAAUCUCUACAGGAAAAAAUUCCAGUUGCAGACAUCAAAGCCAUUGUCACAGGGAAGGACUGUCCACACAUGAAGGAGAAAAGCGCACUGAAACAGAACAAGGAAGUGUUAGAAUUGGCCUUCUCGAUAUUAUAUGAUCCUGAUGAGACCUUGAACUUCAUUGCACCUAAUAAAUAUGAGUACUGUAUCUGGAUCGAUGGGCUUAAUGCGCUCUUGGGGAAGGACAU
Molecule: messenger RNA, 2178 nt
Organism: Fulmarus glacialis (Northern fulmar)
Lineage: Eukaryota; Metazoa; Chordata; Aves; Procellariiformes; Procellariidae
Gene: ELMO2
Product: engulfment and cell motility 2
Exons: 22
Biological process (GO): actin filament organization; cell motility
Source: RefSeq, a predicted model, not a curated record